Messenger RNA from Colletotrichum acutatum, 828 nucleotides. RefSeq lists its product as uncharacterized. The record is from RefSeq and is a predicted model, not a curated record. The coding region runs from base 274 to 609 and encodes 111 amino acids. Lineage: Eukaryota; Fungi; Ascomycota; Sordariomycetes; Glomerellales; Glomerellaceae. The transcript has a single exon.
ACACACACACACACACACACACACACACACACACACACACACACACCCAAAAGUAAGAGUGCCUACCUUACCUAAGAUGUCAAAGUGCCGUAUCUACCUGAACUGACCUUACGUACAUGACGGGGACGCAAGGCAGGUGUCAUUGUUAAACGUGGCUGCCGUGAAGCCCAGUACGGCAAGAACGGGGACGUACCUAAGGUAAGACGUGACCCACGGGAAGUGGGGGCCAAAACCCCCCCCAAGCUGGGAAGGCAGUCACGCACCCCAGCGUCAAUGGAAAGUGGAAACGCGGCCCCAAAGAAGAAGUCGUGCUUGCCUUGCCCUUUUGCUGUGCCGCUGCCCGCGCCCGCAUCCGCUCGCCGCUUCCCCGUAGCCCGUUCCCCGUUUCCCGUUUCCCGUCUCCCGUGUUCGCAACUACCCACCACCCCCCCUCCUUCCUCCGCUUACACACUUCCAGAGUUCCAUAGGUACCUAUACGCCCUUCCUUUCCGUCCGUUUGUUCAGCCCCCGAACCGUGUCCAAGCUACUACCACCACCACCACCGCCAGCCCGAGAGUCGGCUCACCUUGCCUCGGUACGUACCUUGGGCUCGGUGAGCUCAUUGCCUGAUUGGGCAACAAGCUCUUUUGCUUUUCGUCUACCCGUCCACCGUCCGCGCCGUCCGUUAUUUUCCUUUUUUUUUCUUCGCCCUUUUCUUCAAGCGCACCAACGGGAGGAAAGCAGACAGCUUUGAUCGAUAUAUUCCAUUAGUAUCGUUUAGAAGAUCACUCAACGGCCCCAGCGUCGAUCAAUCUUUUGAAAGGGAAAAAAAGAAAAUACUAAAGGAGG